Prorocentrum cordatum is the source of this 627-nucleotide messenger RNA. Lineage: Eukaryota; Dinophyceae; Prorocentrales; Prorocentraceae. The record is from the annotation of a GenBank genome assembly.
CCACCAGAAAACGUCGGCUGAUUUGGUUUGUAAGUAUUGUCUCCACCUUUGAUAUGUGGCUUUGUUUUACGCGUGUUCCCUCUUGCUGCGUUUGCGGAAUUUGCUGUCUUGUGGUCAUGAUUGUCGUUGUUGUUGUUCGUUUUCCCUGCAGUGCUGCGUCUGUCAUUCCUAGAUGCUUUCUUCCCUUUCCACCCCUCUUCCCGUCGCGGCCCCGCCCCCUCCCCCUUUCGCGGGCGCGCGCCCGCAGGAUCAGCAGGGCACCGCCCGACGGCCCGCUGCAGGGCCCGCUGACGCUGGACCUCCCGGCGCCCGAGGCCCUGGACCGCUGGGGCGGGCCCGCCAUGCAGACGCCCCGGGCCGAGCCGGAGCCCACCAUCAGCUCUGGAGCCUGCGCGCCGAUGCUGCUCGGCUGCCCGCGGCCGCCGAGCCGCGGCGGCCGGCGGGCCGGGGGCGCUGGUGGCGCUGCGAGGCGGCGCGGCGGCUGCAGAGAGGCGCAGGCCGCCGGCUUCCUGUGACCGCGCGCGAGCGGCGCGGCACCCCCGGCGCGCGGCGGGCUGAGCUGCCCGCUCCCCGCCCGCGGCGGGCCCCCGGCGUCGGCGCGCCAGCGCCCACGACGCGCGCGCGUGC